UGUUCUAAAGCAAUGGAGGCUCAAAACCAUGCCACUGAUGAAUCUGUCUCCUCUGGGCCUUGUGUGGAUUUUCAGCUCAACUUCAAGAACAACCCAAGUAACCAUGAUACCACUUCUGCCAAUUCCUCUAAUGUGGGCUUGGGAUUGGAACUGGGAUUGGGAGCAGCUCAUUCAGAUCAAGAUAGCUAUCAUCAAGCCUAUCAAAACAGUAAUCCAGGCCUUGGAAACUUCUCUCCUCUCCAGGAUUUGUCUCUAUCUCUUAACAUGCGUUCCACCGGCACCAGCCCACAUCGCAUCAACAUUACUCACGUUUAUCAGAACUGGGUAAGACGGCAGCAGGCUCACUCCCACAGUCCCAUGCCUUUCAGGCUGCAGUCCAGGACGAAUUCGUUCCAUGAUGAUCAACCCGAAGCACCAAAACUUAGAAAGGUCGAACUUUUUUUUUUUUAAACCAUGAAUUGAACUAUAAUCAAGUUAUCAUCUUUCUGAUCUUCCUUACUCAUAUUUUGUUAGAGAGCUCGAGAUGAUGAUGCUGCUGCUCUAACGCAUUGCACCGUUAGAGAGUCGUCGUCGUCACAGACUUCUCUAUACACCAAGGGUGGAACUGGGAAAUUUGGGAGAAUGAAGAAUCAAUCGGCUCAUGUUUCGUCUUUAAUUGCUGCCAAGAGGAACCCAUCGGAUGGCAGGUUGUUCUUAUUAUACACCUAAUUGGUUGCUUCAAAUUUCUUAUUAUGAUUAACUUUUGGUUCAUUUCUUCAGGCCUACCAACUCUGUUUAUGAUAUCAUGUUUGAAGAAGUUGGUCUACCAAUGGAUCCUCAUCUUCGCCUCUUUUCCCCGCUUUAAUUUUCAUUAUCU
Cucurbita pepo subsp. pepo (vegetable marrow) is the source of this 856-nucleotide messenger RNA. RefSeq lists its product as uncharacterized. NCBI's taxonomy places the organism in Eukaryota, Viridiplantae, Streptophyta, Magnoliopsida, Cucurbitales, Cucurbitaceae. The record is from RefSeq and is a predicted model, not a curated record.